AUGGCGCAGCGCAUGCUGCUCCUGCUGCUGGCGGCCGCCCUGGCCCCGACCCAGACCCGCGCGGGCUCACACUCUCUGCGGUAUUUCCACACUGCCGUGUCCCGGCCCGGCCUCGGGGAGCCCCGCUACAUCGCUGUCGGCUACGUAGACGACACGCAGUUCGUGCGCUUCGACAGCGACGCGGAUAAUCCGAGAUACGAGCCGCGCGUGCGGUGGAUGGAGCAGGAGGGGCCGGAUUAUUGGGAGCGGCAGACACAGAUCGCCAAGAGCAACGAGCAGUGGAACCGAGAUAGCCUGAGGAACCUGCUCGGCUACUACAAUCAGAGCGAGGACGGCUUUCACACGCUCCAGGGGAUGCUCGGCUGUGACAUGGGGUCGGACGGGAGUCUCCUCCGUGGGUACUGGCAGUACGCCUACGAUGGCUGCGAUUACAUCGCCCUGAACGAAGACCUGGAAACGUGGACCGCGGCGGACAUGGCGGCGCAGAUCUCCAGACACAAGUGGGAGCAGACUGGUGAUGCAGAGAGACAGAGGGCCUACCUGGAGGGCACGUGCAUGAAGUGGCUCCGCAGAUACCUGGAGCUCGGGAAGGAGACGCUGCUGCGCACAGAUCCUCCAACAGCACAUGUGGCCCAUCACCCCAGAUCUGAAGGUGAUGUCACCCUGAGGUGCUGGGCCCUGGGCUUCUACCCUGCUGACAUCACCCUGACCUGGCAGUUGAAUGGGGAAGACCUGACCCAGGACAUGGAGCUUGUGGGGACCAGGCCUUCAGGGGAUGGAACCUUCCAGAAGUGGGCAUCCGUGGUGGUGCCUCUUGGGAAGGAGCAGGAUUACACUUGCCAUGUGCAACAUGAGGGUCUGCCUGAGCCCCUCAGCCUGAGAUGGGAGCCUCCUCCAUCCACUGACUCAAACAUGGCAAUCAUUGCUGUUCUGGUUGUCCUUGGAGUUGUGGCCAUUGUUGUACCUCUGGUGGCUUUUGUGAUUAAGAGGAGGAGAAACAAAGGUGGAAAAGGAGGAGACUAUUCUCCAGCUCCAGGUUAGUGUUGGGGACAGAAUUGUCCUGAGGCCAUUGGAGUGACGCUGGAGACGUUGGUAGCUCUGGGAAUCCAUAAUAGCUCCUCCAGAGAAAUCUUCU
Grammomys surdaster is the source of this 1135-nucleotide messenger RNA. Its product is annotated as H-2 class I histocompatibility antigen, L-D alpha chain-like. Gene Ontology annotation, molecular function: signaling receptor binding; peptide antigen binding. The transcript has 6 exons. Gene Ontology annotation, cellular component: external side of plasma membrane. Gene Ontology annotation, biological process: antigen processing and presentation of endogenous peptide antigen via MHC class Ib; immune response; positive regulation of T cell mediated cytotoxicity. The record is from RefSeq and is a predicted model, not a curated record. Bases 1 to 1041 code for a protein of 346 amino acids. Lineage: Eukaryota; Metazoa; Chordata; Mammalia; Rodentia; Muridae.